CCCGCCCUACCUGUCAAACCUGGUCGAAAGUGCUUUGAAGAUUUAAAAAAAAACUUGAAGAUGCCUCGCCUCCGGGACAAUACCCGCAAGCUAGCAGUGCGCCAGGAAGCUGAUCGCGAGGAGAAAGUAAACUUGGCCAAAAUUAAAAUGGAUGCCGUUCUGCUGAAAGUCGACGAGAUAGGCAGACGCCACAUGGAGAUUGUAGACAGCCGCAUAAAGCUCAUCCGAGAUACCACCGACGAGGAACUGCUGAACAUGAAAUGGUCAGAAUUUCUGGCCCUCGGGAUUGAUAAGUUUGCUGACUACCAAGGAUCAGUUUCCACCAGUACUGCCACUACCCCUCGCAGCCGCUCUGUAAGCCGGAAGCCGGCGGAGAGGACUCGCCUUAAGCAGCGAACUUGGACUCGAGUGCAGUCGGUGGACAGGAAGAAAUUAGAUGAAAUUCCAAGUCUAAGCUUCCAGCGCUGGCCCCGUGCCGGCGAAGCGGUGCUCUCCAGAGCGGCCAGCCCGCUAGCCGUGCCCUUGGAGGAGCGCUGUGCCAAUGUGCAGAUUCCCACCAGCAAGGGGACCAUCACCGUGAAGCCGCACAAGAUGAUGAAUCAGGUGAAGCGCGAGGUGCUAAAGAGCUUGGACCAGAACACUUUAGCCCAGGUGAAAAUGCUGAAUGCUAAUCUGGGUGAAAUUGUGAAUAUGGCCACCAAGAUGGGCAAGCUGUAGAUCGAAUAAAAUAAUGUUCUAGGCAUGCAUGUACCUUA
Molecule: messenger RNA, 755 nt
Organism: Drosophila kikkawai
Lineage: Eukaryota; Metazoa; Arthropoda; Insecta; Diptera; Drosophilidae
Product: borealin-like
Source: RefSeq, a predicted model, not a curated record